Molecule: messenger RNA, 4727 nt
Organism: Pungitius pungitius (ninespine stickleback)
Lineage: Eukaryota; Metazoa; Chordata; Actinopteri; Perciformes; Gasterosteidae
Gene: mical1
Product: microtubule associated monooxygenase, calponin and LIM domain containing 1
Exons: 25
Coding region: 326-4072 (1248 amino acids)
Molecular function (GO): FAD binding; protein binding
Source: RefSeq, a predicted model, not a curated record
GCCGCUCGCUUCGUUACACCUAUGUAGUCGACAUUAAGGCAAACAGCCAUGCAAACGAAACCUCGACCACACUUUAAUUGGUGCCAACCCGGCUGAUGUUACCGUUACCUCGGGACGCGUUUUCUGAUCCAACUUCGCUCACAUUUGACUUUGUCCUCUAUCUAGAAACCUGGCGGGCUGGAGAUCAGAGUUCGAUCCGACAUCCUGGUUGACGUUGCCAGGGACACUGAGCGGAGAUUACGCUCGAAACCAGGUGGGUCAAUCGGAUCCGACACGUGGAAAAUUAGAGUUAACCAUACGGACCCAGUGACCUUCAUCGUUCACCAUGGAUCCGGUCAACCCGUCACACCAAACCUUUGACCUCUUUGUCCAAGCCCAGAGUGUUAAGGAUGUGAAGCAGCACUUUGCUGCGCUCUGCCGACAACUGGACAUCAAUCCCAAGGAUUUCAGGAGCUUCUACAUCAAAUUAAAGCAAAGACUGAACUACUGGAAGGCCAAAGCGCUGUGGACUAAGCUCGACAAAAGGGCAUCUCACCCGGAUUACAAUCAAGGAAAAGCCUGCACCAAAAACAAGUGUCUUGUGUUGGGUGCUGGGCCAUGUGGGUUGAGAACGGCCAUCGAACUGGCCCUGCUGGGGGCUCAGGUGGUGCUGUUGGAGAAGAGAGAGAGCUUCUCCAGAAACAAUGUCCUCCACCUGUGGCCCUUCACCAUUUACGACCUCCGCGGGCUCGGAGCCAAGAAGUUCUACGGCCGAUUCUGCACCGGGGCGCUGGAUCACAUCAGCAUCCGUCAGCUGCAGUUGGUUCUUUUGAAGGUGUCACUUCUCCUCGGGGUGGAGGUGCACACUGGAGUGGAGUUCCAGGGCUUGAUUGAGCCCUCGGGAGAAAACGGUUGGAUGGCCAAGCUACAGCCAGGGUCUCAUCCUGCUGCAUCCUUCCAGUUUGACGUAUUCAUCUCUGCUGGAGGAGGCCGGUUUGUCCCUGACGGUUUCAAGCACAAGGAGCUGAGGGGCAAGCUGGCCAUUGGCAUCACGACCAACUUCAUCAACAGGCACACGGCCGCAGAGGCCCACGUAGCAGAGAUCAGCGGCGUGGCCCGCAUCUACAACCAGAAGUUCUUCCUAGAGCUGCUCACUGAGACGGGUAUUGAUUUGGAGAAUAUUGUCUACUACAAAGACGACACCCACUACUUUGUCAUGACUGCCAAGAAGAAGAGCCUGCUGAAGAAGGGGGUCAUUAAACAGGACUACAGCAACGCAGAGGAGCUGCUCGCCCCUGCAAACGUGGACCGCGAGGCUUUGCACCGCUACGCACACGAUGCUGCCCACUUCUCCACAGGUGGCAAGCUGCCCGACCUGCAGUUUGCUAAGAACCACGCCGGCCAGCCAGACGUGGCCAUGUUCGACUUCACCUGCAUGCACCGUGCGGAGAAUGCCUCUCUGGUCAGGGAGAAGAGGGGGAAGAAAUUGUUGAUGGGUCUUGUCGGAGAUUGCCUGGUGGAGCCUUUCUGGCCCCUGGGCACCGGUAUCGCCCGUGGGUUUCUAGCUUCUUUUGACACGGCGUGGAUGGUGAGGAGCUGGGGAAUGGGGGUCCCACAUCUCAAGGUCCUGGCUGAGCGAGAAAGUAUCUACCAGGUCCUGUCUCAGACCACGCCUGAAAACACCAGCAAAAACUAUGCUGGUUACAGCAUUAACCCCAAAACGCGGUACACAAGAGCCAACCUGUCAUCCAUUCAGGCCAACCAGGUACAGCACCUCUAUGAGGUUACUCAAUCCAAUCCAUCGAUGAAGAUACAGAAGAGCGAGUUGGUUUCAGUGCGUAAGGAUUCAGUCAACAGUUUUACAGAGUUGUUGCGAUGGUGUAGGAAACACACUGCGGGCUAUGACAACGUCAAUGUGAAGGAUUUUACACAGUCUUGGAGGUCCGGGCUGGCUCUGUGUGCUCUCAUCCACCACUUCAGGCCGGAGCUCAUUGACAUGUCCACUUUGGAUGAUUCCAGUGCUGUUCACAACCACCAACUGGCCUUCAGCGUUUUAGAGAAGGAGCUGGGCGUCCCGCCUGUCAUGUCUGCCACUGAUUUCACUGAAAGUGGUCAGAUAGACAAGUUGUCCAUGGUCCUGUACCUCACCCAGGUCCAAAAGGCCUUCAAUGGGCCAGCAAAAGCUACAGAGCUAGCUGCCUUCCUGCCGUCGACCAAGCCUCUGAGUUUCUCCCAGACCCAGUCAGCUGUUCUUUUCCUGAACAAGCUGAAGCUCAACUCUCUGCAAAGGCGCAAGGAACAGCUGGCAACUGUGAAGAGAAAAAGGAUGGGCGAUGAGGACAUUUUGGAGGGGCUUCCCGGUUCCCCCGAGCCCAGUCCUACACCGGAUCCGGCUCUAGAUCUGGAACCUGCACCUGAACCUGGUGCGUUGAUGACAAACAGCGAUGAGUGUUACUUCUGUGGUCAGAGGGUCUACGUGCUGGAGCGCAUCAGUGCUGAGGGCAAGUUCUUCCACCGGAGCUGCUUCACCUGCCAUCGGUGCAGCGUCACUCUCAGACUGGGAGGGUACACCUUUGAGCAGACUACAGGGAGAUUCUACUGUGAGUUGCACUCUGAAGAACUGGAGCUGGUAGACAGCGCUGAAGCGUCGUCUAAGAAUUCCGAUGGAACCAACGAGGAGAACAUGCUUUCCAGUGAUGAUUACACGCCGUCUCCAUCAGACAAAGAGUCUGAGCAUACUCUGGACUUUUGUCCCUCUGCUCACUCGCAGUCACAUACGCCUGAAGACAAGGACCCCCAUCUUCUUGAAUCCAAAGAGGAGCCCGAACAACCACGUAGGUCCAAAUCUCCUACUCAUCCCCCACCUGAAACUGAGGUUUGUCCCGUGCCAAAGCCCCGCCGCUCUCAGCAGGCGACACCCAGUCUUCAGCCCUCUCCUCCGAUUGCGAAACCUCGCACAGUCCAACUUUUUAACCCCUCAGCGACCGACGCGCUCACAUCUCCAACGCUCGAUAAGGCGCCAGACUCCCGUCCAAAGCAAUCUCUCCGAAAGCUUCAGCUGACGGAUCAGGAGAAGAGCGUCCUUGUGAACCUUCAGAGCCUCAGCGUGGACUCUGACUCUGAGACCCCCGGCGGAUCCUCCUCCUGCUCCUCUUCUUCAGCGACGGCGGGAGGUCGGAGCCCUCCUAAGCCAGAGGGCACCAAUGGGCAGGAGGAGGACGGCUACUGGAGCGGGACCACCACAAACCACAUGCGGGACCAGAGGAACCGGCGCUGCUUCAGGAGAAAAGAGACGCCGAGCGGGCAGGCCCGCGUGCGCUCCAAGUUCUCCCCCUGGAAUCUGUCGUCCCCGAGAAUCAGCAGAGACACCCGGCUCAGUGUCCUCGUUGAUCCUCCAGCGGAAACAACACUCAGACAUGCUCACAGCGCCUCCGAAGAGGGCGGGGACGAGGAGGAGGAGGAGGAGGAGGAUGAUGAUGAUGAUGAGAUGUUUGAGCAAGAUGUUGACUUGUUUGAUGAGAAAUUUCAGACGGUGCCGUCAGACCCGGUUGAGGCUGAGAAAAUGGAGUUGAUGAAGAUGAGGACACUAGAGCGGCGAGCCAAGACGUGCGAAUUACAGCGAUUGCGCAACGCCCAGUCCAUCCAGCGGAGACUGGAGGAGAUCGAGGUGACCUUCAAGGACUUGGAGGAUAAGGGAGUCGUGCUGGAGAGAACGCUGCGAGGAGAAGCUGGCAGCGCCGGUUCUCCAGAAAUGAUCGAGAACUGGAUCCAACUGGUCCACGAGAAGAACGCGUUGGUGUCUGAGGAGUCUGACCUCAUGGUGGCGUCUCGGCAGCUGGAGCUGGAGGACAAGCAGAGCAUGUUGGAGUUGGAGCUCAGGAAAUUCAUGGAGCUGAAUGACAAGACACCAGAGCAACAGGUGGAAGAAGAGCGGGUCCUUCAACAGAUGAUCGACGUGGUGGACAUGAGGGACUCCUUGGUGUUGUUCCUGGACGAGAAGAGGCUGACGGAGAUGAGCGAGGAGCAAGAGGCCUUCUCCAUCAUGGAGGCCAAGCGGCACUCGAAAGCGGGAGCUCAGGUCCAAUGGUCGUAAGGCUUCCACGCACACGUGCAUACUCUGCUGUGUGUGUGCGCGCUUUCUGUGUGGAAAAGCCCCCCAAUGUGAGACUUGACUCCUGCAAAGCCAAAGAUGAUACAGAAUGGUCGGGGAGGGAUGAGCGGUCCCUCUUUAUACAAUUUAGGAGAAGUAACUGAGGCUUGUGGAGACCUGAACCUGGGAAUCUUUGUUGCCAAUAACUGCUGGGCUCAGCCCUGCAGCAGACCACGUAUUGAAUAGGAUGUUGGUUUUUUUUAGAAAUAUUUUGGUGAGUUAAUGCUACUGUACACAAAGUUCUAUGUUUAAUAUUUGUAGAAAAAAAAAACAGGUAGAUAAGAUAUAACAGUUAAAUUUGUUCCAAUUUCUUUUUUUUAUUCAUUUUUCUUUUUUGAUUUUUUAUAUCUCACUCUACCGUUAGCCUUGUCCUUUUACAGAGAGAGACUUACUGGACUGGUUAAUCUAUUUAUAAAUGCUAUCUUUUAUCUUUUGCAGGUGUUCCUAUUUAUGUGCAGGCAGAAUAGCCAAAAAUCAAAUGAAUGAACAGUUUGUUUGUUUUCGUGAGAAGGCGCCUUAUGCAUUCAUCGUUCUGCUGCAACUUGGUGCCGCCUGGACGGCACAUCACGAUAUAUCAAAUAAAGAUCUUGCACUUUGA